GUUCAGAAAUAGAACCAUGGGGAUACCGGUAUCGCACAAGGCUACUUGAGGAGGAGCGGCAGAGGAGAAGAGUAUGGGAGACAAGUGUCGAUAAGUGUUUGCUAACAAGUCUGGAAGAAACCUCGGGUGUUCGAGCUUCGGUGCUCAAGAGAAAUGGAGGUUGGACAAGGAAGAAGAUCAACUCGGGUUGGGCUGACUGUUGGGGCGUCCGGAGCUCUAGUGCUGCUAGUUCUUAUAAUGUCUAACUAUCAAGGUCGAGAUGAUCGAAAUUUAAAAGUGAACAAAGACAUCGAUGAGCUUUUGGCCAUCAAUUCGUACCCGAACUAUGGAAAUUACCUGAGCAAGGAUUCAACCGCCUUGAGUUAUGAUUCAAGCGCAAGCAGCCAAGAUAAGUUCAAGACAUUGCAUGCCCUUGCUCAGGCAGCAAAAGAAGAGCACAGGCUUCAUGUGCAAUCGUCAAUGUCCCCUGAUCAGAAGAUAAGUUCAAUAAGCAACCCAAUAUCUCUAUUGAAGAAUCUCGCAAAGGCCCAUGACUCUUCAACCAAUACAAAGAAGUUGAAGCAAGCCAGUGACACUAUCAAACAAGUCAUGGAGCAAUCCUUGAAGGACGAAGAUUUGCGACGGAAGGUACUGAGCGAGGCAGAUUCUGUAAACAAGAAAGAUGGCAGUAGCUGGAAUUCUUUGCUUGCAAACCAGAUUGGGCCUCAUUCUCUUGCUAUGGCAUCUGAUUGGCUUUCAACGGAACUUGCUACGAGCAAAUCCAAAAAGAAAGGCGCAACUUUCGCCCGCGCGCAACUUGCUGCCGCCUUGUCUCAGUUGCGGAGAGCAUGUGAGAAGCUCACUGCUGCAUUGCAGGGGGAAGUCAGCAGUUCGAGAUCAUCGUCUUUGGUUGCCUUCGAAUCUGCUGUGGCAAAGCAUGUUAUGAGCAAUGCGUUGUCAAGCCAUCAAGAAUCGGAUCCUUAUGGUGGAGCAAGUGACGAUUCCUAUUCAUCGUCACAACAGUCGAAGAAUUCCGGCGUUGCGCCAGGACUCAGUUCUUAUGACGCGCAAAUCUUAGCCAACGGGCCUCCGUCAUGA
Messenger RNA from Guillardia theta CCMP2712, 1077 nucleotides. RefSeq lists its product as hypothetical. Bases 154 to 1077 code for a protein of 307 amino acids. The transcript has 5 exons. NCBI's taxonomy places the organism in Eukaryota, Cryptophyceae, Pyrenomonadales, Geminigeraceae. The record is from RefSeq and is a predicted model, not a curated record.